AAAAAAUAUCUUUGUUUUCUUGUCUUUUUGCAUUUGUUUUCAAAUCAUCAAAAACUUUUUUUCUUUGUUUAAUCAAGUACCACAUAUAAACUAAAUCACACAUUUCAAAUUUUCUCUCUACGCUCCUUCAAAAGUUUCAAUCUUUUCCAUUGUUUUGUCAUUCUAAAAUCAAUUAGUUCAUUGCUAAAAAAGUUAAUUUUUUUUUGCUUUGUUAAAAAAAUUCCAUCUUUUCAAUAUUGAUAGGGAUUCUGAUGAUCUAAAAAAAUCUGAGUUUUUUGGCACGAAAAAUUGCAUCUUUUUCGCUACCCACUAGCUAAAAACCGUUACUUUCCCUCUCUUUCUCAUAAACCCCAUAAAACACUAACAAAAAGUUCUCAACUUGCACCAACAAAUAAACAAAUUCAUCUCAUUUUCUUGAGAAAGUUCUAGUUUUUAAUGGGUAAUUCAUGGUUUUUCAUUUGGGUUUUGCUUUUAGGAUUAAUGGGUAGCUGUGUUUAUGGUUUGGGUGUUAAUUGGGGGACUCAGGCAAUUAAUAAAUUGCCACCAAGAACUGUUGUGAAGAUGUUGAAAGAUAAUGGUAUUCAAAAAGUUAAACUUUUUGAUGCAGAUAAGAACACCAUGAGUGCUCUUGCUGGCUCUGGUAUUGAGGUUAUGGUUGCUAUACCUAAUGAUCAGCUUGCUGUUAUGAAUGAUUAUGAUCGUGCUAAGAAUUGGGUUAGAAGAAAUGUUACAACUUAUCACUUCAAUGGAGGUGUUAACAUCAAGUAUGUCGCAGUUGGGAAUGAGCCUUUCCUCACGGCUUACAAUGGAUCAUUUUUAAAUAUCACGUUCCCAGCGCUUCAGAACAUUCAAAACGCCCUCAAUGAAGCUGGUGUAGGAGACUCCAUAAAGGCCACCGUGCCUUUAAAUGCUGACGUCUAUGACUCGCCCAUUGAUCAGCCUUAUCCAUCUGCUGGAAGAUUCCGCACAGAUAUUAAUGAUAUUAUGACCAACAUUGUUCAAUUUCUGCAUAAGAACAAUGCACCUUUCACCAUAAACAUCUAUCCAUUCCUGAGUCUCUAUGGAAACGAUCACUUCCCUUUCGACUAUGCUUUCUUUGAUGGGGCACCUCAACCUGUAGUUGAUAAAGGUACUGGAAUCCAAUACACCAAUGUAUUUGAUGCUAACUUCGAUACGUUGGUCUCAUCACUCAAAGCAGUUGGUCUUGGAGACUUGCCCAUCAUAGUUGGGGAAGUCGGCUGGCCUACUGAUGGCGACAAAAAUGCGAGAAUGGAUUAUGCAUAUAGAUUUUAUAAUGGUCUCCUACCACGACUUGCGAAAAAUAGUGGCACCCCACUUCGGAAUGGAUACAUAGAAGUCUACCUGUUUGGUCUUCUCGACGAGGAUGCCAAAAGUGUAGCUCCUGGAGACUUCGAGCGCCAUUGGGGAAUCUUUGGGUAUGAUGGUCAACCAAAAUUUGCAAUUGAUUUUUCAGGGCAAGGUCAAAACAAGCUUCUUUUGGGUGCACAGGAUGUUCAAUAUCUACCGUCGAGAUGGUGUGUGUUUAAUCCGAAUGCCAAGGACCUUAGCAAGCUCGCGGAUAACAUUGAUUUUGCUUGUACUUUUUCGGAUUGCACGGCUCUCGGAUAUGGCUCGUCUUGCAAUGGAUUGGAUGCUAAUGGGAAUGCCUCUUAUGCAUUCAAUAUGUACUAUCAAGUACAAAAGCAAGACCAAAUGGCCUGCAAUUUUCAAGGGUUGGCUAUGGUUACUUCACAGAAUCUUUCACAAGGAACUUGCAAUUUUAUUGUUCAGAUAGCAUCACCUUCCUCUCUCAUCUAUCCGUCACGGUUUGGUUUAGCAUUGGUGAUUGUGUUAACAUUUUUGUUUUUAUAGGUUUUUUUUUGUAGAUAAUUAUUUUGAAUUAUGAAGUUGAGUUUACUAAUUUAUUUAAUAAAAAUUGGAAGAUAUUCUUGA
Molecule: messenger RNA, 1953 nt
Organism: Mercurialis annua (annual mercury)
Lineage: Eukaryota; Viridiplantae; Streptophyta; Magnoliopsida; Malpighiales; Euphorbiaceae
Product: glucan endo-1,3-beta-glucosidase 8-like
Exons: 2
Coding region: 436-1872 (478 amino acids)
Biological process (GO): carbohydrate metabolic process
Cellular component (GO): plasma membrane
Molecular function (GO): hydrolase activity, hydrolyzing O-glycosyl compounds
Source: RefSeq, a predicted model, not a curated record